AUGACAGGAUGUGGUUUUGACCUCAGCACGCUGCGUGACUGUAUCGGCAUUUUUGAGGUCCAUCUCGGCACCCAGAACAUUAACAACCCAACCGAAACAAACUAUAACACAGCUAUUGCCUUGGAUCAAGCUAUUCACCCAUACUUUAACUCUUUAACCCUUUCAAAUUUGAGAAUGACAUGUUCGCGUCGAACAAAUGGACAUAGAAGUGUCCGGCGAGAGAAUCACCACAAUCAGCCCUCGCAGGCUGACAAAACCUUCAACGGAGAACAGGCGGUCAUGACCUCCGUUGGCGAGAUACUUCCGACUUCGACCCCAAUCUGAGCAACGAAUUGAAAUUUGUAAACGAUCACACAGUGCCACUUGCGCGUGGACACCUGAUACCUGAGUUGGUUAUAUAGAGACCUACAGAGGCUUCACCAUUUGCCCAUUGAGUCUCAACGAU
Messenger RNA from Neocloeon triangulifer, 445 nucleotides. RefSeq lists its product as uncharacterized. Lineage: Eukaryota; Metazoa; Arthropoda; Insecta; Ephemeroptera; Baetidae. The transcript is spliced from 4 exons. The coding region runs from base 1 to 324 and encodes 107 amino acids. The record is from RefSeq and is a predicted model, not a curated record.